ACACUGCUAUUUCAUAGGUGACAUUGUAGUUACAAUGUUGACUUUAAUAUUGCUUUUGUUAAGUGCAGUUCUGUUAUUUAAAAUUUAUUUCAUAAGGUAUCAAAAUUACUGGAGAAAACAAAACGUUAUUCAAAUCGAUGGUGUUGUAAACAGGUUCAUGUUUGGUAAACGUUCGCUGGGCGAAAUUUAUAAAGAAAUAAUGGACGAAAAUCCAUCUCAACCCUACAUUGGAAUAUUCCUCGGUUCAAGUCCUACAUUAUUACUUAGAGACUUAAAAGACAUUGAAUCAGUUCUCCAGAGUAACUUUAACUGUUUCAAUAAUCGUGGCAUAGUAACAAACCCGCAAGAACCACUAACAGACAAUAUGCUAUUCACAAAUAACUACAAUCGGUGGAAACUAAUGAAGCAAACAUUUUCACCAAUGCUUACGAACACGAAGAUAAAAAUUAUGUUUCAGUAUAUACAUAAGAGUGCUCGAGACUUUCUUGAUCCUAUUAAUAAUGAUAAGGAAUGUUCGCUUAGAGAUAUGUAUGCUUUUGGAACUUCCAUUAUUGCAGCAAGUAUUUUCGCAAUAGACCAGACAACUAGCAUUGUAAAUACUUUAACUGAUAUGUUUUGGGAUAUAAACGAGGCGUCCAAGAAAAACAACAUUAUAUUUUACAUAUCCAAUACAUUCCCGGAAAUUUUUAAAUUGCUUAACUUUAAACACUUCGAUAAAUAUAACGAGUUAUUCGUGAAUUUCGUUAAACAAAUUAUAGAAAAUCGACGCAAAGAUAACGACGUUUCGCGUCAAGAUAUCGUACAGAGUGUGUUGCAAUUACAAAAAAAUGGUAUAAUAAAAGAUGAAACCACUGGAUACGAAAUUAUACCAACUGAUGAAUUAGUUGCAGCACAAUACUUUCUGUUUUUCUUAGGAGGUAUAGAUAAUAUUUCGAUUUCUUUACAUUUUGCUAUGUUAGAACUGGCUCAUAAUAAAUACAUUUUAGAUAGACUUCAUAAUGAGAUUGAUAUUGUUUUUGAGAAUUGCAACGACAAGAUUAAUUUUGAGGAAUUAGGGAAAUUAGAAUAUUUAGAUAUGAUUAUAAGUGAAUUGCUUAGAAAAUACCCACCAGUACUUGCGUUACAGAGAUGUUGUACCAGUGAUACAACUUUACCGUCGACUCAAGCGAAAGUUUAUAAAGGUACGACAAUAUUAGUACCGGUUUUCGCAUUACACAGAGAUCCUAAAUUAUUUCCUGACCCCGAACUAUUUGAUCCUGACAUAUUUUCUUCUAGAAAUCAGUGUAAAAUCACUAAGUUUAGCUAUUUACCGUUUGGCGAGGGUCAAAGAAAAUGUUUAGGUGUGCGAUUUGAAAGAAUACUUCUCAAAUUUAGUAUAGCAGUGAUUUUGAGAAAAUGUACCGUCAAGGAAAAUAAGUACGAGCCAAAUGCUUAUGAUCAUAGUUUUUUCUCCUUGAGAGAUUCAUCAGCUCACUUCAUAUUAAUACCAAGAAACAAAGUAAAUUAUUCAUAAGUCU
Messenger RNA from Nymphalis io (European peacock), 1517 nucleotides. Its product is annotated as cytochrome P450 6B5-like. Bases 35 to 1513 code for a protein of 492 amino acids. The record is from RefSeq and is a predicted model, not a curated record. Lineage: Eukaryota; Metazoa; Arthropoda; Insecta; Lepidoptera; Nymphalidae. Gene Ontology annotation, molecular function: iron ion binding; oxidoreductase activity, acting on paired donors, with incorporation or reduction of molecular oxygen; monooxygenase activity. The transcript has 2 exons.